CUCUCUCUCUCUCUGCCUCCUCCUCAUUCGACCGAGUAGCAGCGCUGGGAGAGCAUCAUUACCUUUACCGCCGUUUUACCACUCACUCAUCUGCUGCCAUCUCCAUCUCCGGUGACUGCACAGUGUUUACCGAAUUGUCUUCCCAGAGGUGCAGAUAAAUUGUGUGAAAUUGAUACAGUGGUUGAUGUAUCUACAUUGAAACCAAAAAGCCCCUCGAGGUGCCCUGAGAAGAAACCGGACUGCUCUCCCCCUCCACACACACACACACACGCUUCCCGUUCAGCACUGCGCAGAAACGGGGCGCAGCGAACCAACAGGAGAGCGACUGUAGCGAAGCCCAACGUAACAGAGGAGUUUGGACAAACGGCUGGCAGUAGAUGAAUCCCGUUCUUUAGGACUUAGCUCAAUCAAACUACACCCCUCUUUCGGAUUUGCACUUGGCCGUGUGACGGUAAUAGUGUAGGAUGGAUUUCCCCGUGUUUAUGGCUCUGUUGAUUUGCGCGCUUGCGGUCCCUGGAUUCGGUGAUAUGGGGAGCGGAAAAGCUCAGAGUUGUUCGGAUAUCCGACAGUUCUACAAUGGCAAGGGAUUCAGUCUGAACGGAGUGCCUCAAUCAGAAAUAUCAGGAGAGCACCUGAGGAUCUGUCCCCAGGGCUACACGUGUUGCACCAGUGUCAUGGAGGACAGCUUAUCCAAUCUGAGUCGCACAGAGAUGGAGGGCCUGAUCAGAGAUGCUGGACGGGCCCUUCAAGCCUCCCUCAAUGGACAGUACAAAGUCUUCGAUGGUUACCUCCUGGAGUUGCUGAACCGUUCUGAGGGUGUCCUGCAGCAGUCGUAUCCUCCGGCGCUGGGUUCCCUGUACACCCAGAACACCCGCGUGUUCUCUGACCUGUACACAGAGCUGAGACGGUACUACCGUGGUUCCAGCGUUAACAUAGAGGAGGCGCUCAACGAGUUCUGGGCCCGCCUGCUGGAGAGGAUGUUCAAGGGAGCCAAUGGACGGUAUCUCAUAGGCGAUGACUACCUGGAGUGUGUGUCCAAGCAGUCGGAGACGCUGCGACCCUUUGGUGACACCCCCCGAGACCUCAAGUUGAAAGUGACACGUACAUUUGUGGCGGCACGCUCCUUUGUCCAGGGACUGGUGAUCAGCGGGGAGGUGGUUCGCAAGGUGUCACAGGUGCCCCUGAGCCCAGAGUGCAUGCGUGCCAUCAUGAAGAUGACCUACUGUCCCCACUGCCGUGGAGUGGCCACUGCCAGGCCCUGUGCUAACUACUGUACCAACGUACUGAAGGGCUGCCUCGCUAACCAGGCCGACCUGGACACAGAGUGGAGGAACUUGGCUGAUGCCAUGCUGCAGGUCUCUAACAGGUUUGAGGGUGUGUCCAGUGUGGAUGUGGUGUUCCUCUCUCUCCCCACACACAUCUCAGAGGCUAUCACCACCAUGAUGGACAACAUAGACACGUUUAACAACAAGGUGUUCCAGGCAUGUGGGAAUCCGAGGGAGGGAGGAACCAGCAGCACCGGGUUGGAGGAGGUGAAGAGGAGUGGGAAGGUUACAGUGGAGGACAGCCCAACCUCUGGGGCUAGGCUGGAGAAACUGGUGUCUGAUGUGUCGAGGAGGCUGAGGGACAUGCAGCCCUACUGGGUCUCGUUACCCAGCACCCUCUGCAGUGACAGGAUGGCCACUAGGUCCCAAGCAGACAAGUGCUGGAACGGCAUGGCCCGUGCCAGGUACCUUCCAGAGGUGAUGGGUGACGGCCUGGCUAGUCAGAUCAACAACCCUGAGGUAGAGAUCGACAUCACCAAGCCAGACAUGACUAUACGCCAACAGAUCAUGCAGCUCAAGAUCAUGACCAACCGCCUCAAGAACGCUUUCAAUGGCAACGAUGUGGACUUUCAGGACACCAGUGAUGAUGUCAGUGGUUCAGGAAGCGGGAUGUGCACAGAUGAAACCUGUCCCCGGGGCCCGCGCCUCAUGGCCCCCAGCACAGACAGACCCAAAGUGUACGCCUACCCUCCGGAGAACAAGAAGGUUGUGAAAGCAUCAGCUGACCACAACCUCCCAUCCAUCGCCCUCUACCUGCUCUCAUUGGUUAUGUUGCUGCUCCGGCGAUAAUCGAUAGGGUAUUCCACCAAUCGAGACUGAGUUUGGGACAUGGGGGGCAGGACGAGGGGUGGGAAGAGAAGAGAAGAUGUCGUGGGGUUACUUACUUACUUUGCCAAAACAAAACAAAAUUAACAAGAAAAAAAACCCGAAUGGACUUCCUUUUGGUCUCGGAUAAGAACAAAAGUUGUAAUGAGUAUUAUAUUAUUCAGAAAUGUUUUGGUUCUGUUCUUGUCUUCUAUUUUACGGUUUACGGCACUACUAGAGCUCAUUUUUAUUUUGUUUUUAUUUUGUUUUUAAGAGUCAAUCUAUAGACUAUAGAGAUAUACAGGAUGUUAGUGUUGGUUGACGCUGUGCUGUGUAAGGGGGACUCUUCAGUCAUGCUGAGCCUAACGUUUGUAUUCCUAAUCAUGUAAACAGCCUUUAUGUCUGAGGAGAUUAUUUAUUUAUUAAAAACAGAGGAAUAUAAUCCCCCCGGAGCGUCUUUGGGCUCCCCAAUAUUUAUAGAAAAACUAAUUCUACCCCAAACGAAAUAAAUUAUUGAUGAGUUUUAUGAAAGAUAAUCUGGUUUCGGUAAGGCCCUAAAAACCUUAAACCUUUAAACCCACACAUUACAUGGCAACAGAGAGAAAAUUAAAACGCUUCACAUAAGCCGUUUUUUCCUCUGCUUGAUAAUAUAAAGCAGUAAUAAUAGUCGUGAUCAUAUUCACACAGACAUGAUCCCUCCACCCUUACUUCUGUCUUUCCCAGAGCAGAUCUGUUUCUCUAGGCUUUGGUGGCUCUAUAGAACCAGAUGGGGAUUUUUAUUUUAUUUUUGGGGGGAGAAAUUAGUGUUAGUGUGACCACAGUAGUCCUCUGUAUUGACACGAUAUUGGCAGAAUAUGGUAGUAUAUGGGCUGUGUGGGUGUGUACUGCCGUUUGUUCUGUCUCAGUGGAGUCCGGUGGGAGGAGUUUUAGGAGGACGGGCUCAUUGUAAAGGCUGGACUGGAAUCAAUGGAACGGAGUCAAACAAGUGGUUUCCACGUUUGAUGCUGUUCCAAUUAUUCCAUUCCAGCCACUGCAAUGAGCCUGUCCUCCUAUAGCUCCUUCCACCAGCCUAUUCUGCUCUGUCUUCAUAUAAUGGACCUUGGACGACAUAAUAAUGUGUUACUUUCUUGUUAAUGACGAAGAUUUGAUGGUACCUAUGAUGAAUACUUUUGGACAGGGCCAGCCAGCUACAGUGGAGUGGUUUUUACAUACUGCACUAUAACCACUUGUUGUAAAGCAGACUGUGUACAUGUGUCUGACCGACCGUUUCUCUGUUUGGAUGGAUUGACUUAGGGAUUGGAAUUCUGUGAUGAUCACUCAAAUAGCUUUUUCUCUCCCCCCUCUCAUCUCAUUCUCUUUCUUCUCACCUCCCACCUUCUUUCUCUCCCUUCUCACACAGUGCCUCUCUUCCCACUCCCUCUCUCAGUUCUCUCUGCCUCCCAGGCUAUUUUUCAUGGUAUACUAUUCAUGUGUUAUGAAGAUCUGCAAAUUGUUCUCCAAUGCUUUUUUUUUGGCAUUAUGGCAAUGACAGAGCUUCAUCAUACUGCAAAAUGAUUGGGAUAUUGUGGGAAUGUUGUGGAAGGCCUUUGCUGAUGAAAAUCUUACAGCCAGGGAGGAAGGAUGUACUUCAACUUAGUUCAAAUAAUUGUCAAGGCUCUCAGUCUUAGACCACUGUGUGGGUGGGGGUGGGGGAGGUGUGUGUGUGUGUGUGUGUGUGUGUGUGUGUGUGUGUGUGUGUGUGUGUGUGUGUGUGUGUGUGUGUGUGUGUGUGUGUGUGUGUGUGUGUGUGUGUGUGUGUGUGUGUGUGUGUGUGUGUGUGUGUGUGUGUGUACACGCACGCAUGAUAAAGAAGGUCUUCUUGGGCUUAUUCAACAAGAUGGAAACCGAUAGAAACAUAUUGUAUAGAGCUGAUUCAAUGCUUUACGCCACAUGAUAUUAAAAACAUUGUCUCUUGUACAGCAAUAUAUUUCUAUCUACAGACUGAAUAGGCCCCCUUAGGGACGAGUGGAGAUGUUUUGAUACGGUCUGCGCUCGUCAAUAGCCGACAUCGAAAGUGCAAUCAAUGAGGAGAUUGGAGAGAUUUAUGACUCCAGAGACAAGGUCAUACACUAGAACUGAGGUCUUCAGCCUAUGACUGUACACUAGAACUGAGGUCUUCAGCCUAUGACUGUGCACUAGAACUGAGGUCUUCAGCCUAUGACUGUACACUAGAACUGAGGUCUUCAGCCUAUGACUGUGCACUAGAACUGAGGUCUUCAGCCUAUGACUGUACACUAGAACUGAGGUCUUCAGCCUAUGACUGUGCACUAGAACUGAGGUCUUCAGCCUAUGACUGUACACUAGAACUGUUGUCUUCAGCCUAUGACUGUGCACUAGAACUGUUGUCUUCAGCCUAUGACUGUACACUAGAACUGUUGUCUUCAGCCUAUGACUGUCCACUAGAACUGUUGUCUUCAGCCUAUGACUGUGCACUAGAACUGUUGUCUUCAGCCUAUGACUGUGCACUAGAACUGUUGUCUUCAGCCUAUGACUGUACACUAGAACUGUUGUCUUCAGCCUAUGACUGUCCACUAGAACUGUUGUCUUCAGCCUAUGACUGUGCACUAGAACUGUUGUCUUCAGCCUAUGACUGUGCACUAGAACUGUUGUCUUCAGCCUAUGACUGUACACUAGAACUGAGGUCUUCAGCCUAUGACUGUACACUAGAACUGUUGUCUUCAGCCUAUGACUGUGCACUAGAACUGUUGUCUUCAGCCUAUGACUGUACACUAGAACUGAGGUCUUCAGCCUAUGACUGUACACUAGAACUGUUGUCUUCAGCCUAUGACUGUACACUAGAACUGUUGUCUUCAGCCUAUGACUGUACACUAGAACUGUUGUCUUCAGCCUAUGACUGUACACUAGAACUGAGGUCUUCAGCCUAUGACUGUACACUAGAACUGAGGUCUUCAGCCUAUGACUGUACACUAGAACUGAGGUCUUCAGCCUAUGACUG
Messenger RNA from Oncorhynchus gorbuscha (pink salmon), 5124 nucleotides. RefSeq names its product glypican-1-like. Gene Ontology annotation, molecular function: fibroblast growth factor binding. The record is from RefSeq and is a predicted model, not a curated record. Gene Ontology annotation, cellular component: cell surface; plasma membrane; synapse. The coding region runs from base 465 to 2114 and encodes 549 amino acids. Lineage: Eukaryota; Metazoa; Chordata; Actinopteri; Salmoniformes; Salmonidae. Gene Ontology annotation, biological process: regulation of protein localization to membrane; negative regulation of fibroblast growth factor receptor signaling pathway; cell migration. The transcript has 11 exons.